AACCCCCUCACCUGUCUUCCAAACGAGGCAAAAUGUCUUCUUUCACUCGCCUUCUCUACCGGAGUUUCUGUACUUCACCUGCCACCACUAGCCCAUCUUCAACUUCUCUCAACACCCUCCUUCAAGGCGUCGUCAAGGAACGGAGCUUCAAAAAACUCGUCGAGAAGUUCAAAAAAUCCUCCGAAACCUACCGAUUCCGCUGCAGGCCCCGCGUCUACGAGAUCACUGUUCGUCGACUCGCCGAUGCGAAAAAGUUCCAGUAUAUCGAAGAGAUCCUCGAAGAACAGAAGAAGUACAGUGACAUUUCUAAAGAAGGCUUCGCUGUUCGUAUCAUCUCUCUGUAUGGGAAAUCGGGUAUGUUUGAUCAUGCCUCCAAGACGUUCGACCAAUUGCCUGAACUAAAAUGCCCACGAACAGUGAUGGCUUUCAAUGCCCUUCUCACUGCUUCCAUCGAUUGCAAGAACUUCGAUGAGGCCGAUCGGAUUUUUCGUGAGCUCCAGCCGAGCUUAUCUAUUAGCCCAAAUAAUUUCACUUACAAUAUCAUGAUCCGUGCUUUCUGUGAGAUGGGUCGGUUCGAUUCUGCACUUAGAAUGCUAGAUGAGAUGGAGAAGAAUGGGGUGGAGCCGAAUAUGAUUACUUUUAAUACGCUUUUGAAAGCGUUAUAUGAAGGUGAUAGGUUCUCUGACGGGGAAAAGAUCUGGGCGAAAAUGGAGAACACCACUUGCGUUCCGGAUAAUAAAAGUUUUAAUGCGAAGUUGGAGGGACUGAUUCGCGGGGGAAAGACGUUGGAGGCGGUUGAGCUAGUUAAGGAAUUAAGGUCCAGGGGAUUGAAACCUGAUAUGUAUAGUUUUAAUUCUUUGAUUAAAGGGUUUUGCAACGAGGGGGAUUUAGAGGAAGCUAUGAGAAUUUAUGAUGAUUUAGCCAAUAAUGACUGCACCCCAAAUCGAACGACUAUUCAGACGAUCGUACCUUUCCUUUGCAAGAAGGGGGACUUCGAUCUGGCUUUUAGCCUUUGCAAGGAUAGUCUCAGCCGUCAUUGCUUGCUGGAUGCAGGGGUCUUGCAAGCUGUAGUGGAUGGAUUGGUGAAGGAGUCAAAGCUUGAUGAAGCGAAAGAGCUUGUGAAUCUUGGGAGGGAAAAAAGAUACAGCCGCUCUUUCUUGAAACUACCUACUGGUGCAGAAGAUGCUGCAGAAGAUGCAAAAUGAUAACUUCUCAUUGGUUUAUGUCUGAUUUUUGACUAAAUGUGGCAUUGAUGGCAAUGCUGCAACUUGCAUAGGUCUCUUACCCGAGGGUGCGAUCAACUCCACUGUCAUUGUAAAUUUUGAUUACUAGACCCAUCAACUAUUUUGUGUU
This is a messenger RNA of Telopea speciosissima, 1353 nucleotides long. Its product is annotated as pentatricopeptide repeat-containing protein At1g55890, mitochondrial-like. Lineage: Eukaryota; Viridiplantae; Streptophyta; Magnoliopsida; Proteales; Proteaceae. Gene Ontology annotation, molecular function: protein binding. Gene Ontology annotation, cellular component: chloroplast. The record is from RefSeq and is a predicted model, not a curated record. The transcript has 2 exons. Bases 33 to 1205 code for a protein of 390 amino acids.